This is a messenger RNA of Sipha flava (yellow sugarcane aphid), 354 nucleotides long. RefSeq names its product NADH dehydrogenase [ubiquinone] 1 alpha subcomplex subunit 6 (gene ND-B14). The record is from RefSeq and is a predicted model, not a curated record. The transcript is spliced from 2 exons. Gene Ontology annotation, biological process: response to oxidative stress. Lineage: Eukaryota; Metazoa; Arthropoda; Insecta; Hemiptera; Aphididae. Bases 86 to 352 code for a protein of 88 amino acids.
UACAUAUUUUAUUAAUUGUAGAAAUUGUAACUACAUUUUAUAAAUUAUAAAUUCAAUACUACAAAUAACUUAAAUUUUGGGAAAAAUGGCUACCCGAGAAGCUUCUAAAUAUGCUACAAAAGUAGUUAGACCAUUGUUAUCUUCUGAUAAAUCAGAAGCGAAAAAAAGAGUAUUGCAUUUAUACAAAACCUUCUAUAGACAAAUCCCUUUGAUGUUAUUUGAUAGACAUUUACCCGUGACAAAAGAAGAAUGUCAAAACAAAUUAAAAGAGGAGUUCUUAAAAAAUAAACAUAUAACUGAUGUUAGAAUAAUUGAUAUGUUAGUGAUUAAAGUAAGUGGAAAAACUAUAUAAUU